This is a messenger RNA of Antechinus flavipes (yellow-footed antechinus), 4075 nucleotides long. It is a transcript of the gene DCAF8, whose product is annotated as DDB1 and CUL4 associated factor 8. The record is from RefSeq and is a predicted model, not a curated record. The transcript has 15 exons. Gene Ontology annotation, cellular component: Cul4-RING E3 ubiquitin ligase complex; cytoplasm. The coding region runs from base 1286 to 3091 and encodes 601 amino acids. Gene Ontology annotation, molecular function: protein binding. Lineage: Eukaryota; Metazoa; Chordata; Mammalia; Dasyuromorphia; Dasyuridae.
UGGCGGCGGCAGCGGUGGCAGCGGACCAGGCGGCCCGGCCCGGAGCAGCCAGAGCAGCCGCUGGCAGGAGGAUGCCCCGAAGCGGGGAGCAGGGCGCCGAGCCUCGCCGGCUCCCGGGCUUGUAACCGCCCCAGCCGGACACCCCCUGACCUGCUCGGUCCGUGUCCCGCUGCGGCCCAGCCUGCCCCCCUCUCCCCGGGCCUGUCCCCCAUUUCCCCCAGCGGCCGGCCCUCCUAGUCCCAAGACUGUACUGAUUUCCCCUGUGGGGUCCAAUUCCCCCCUUCCUUGGCCUGCCCUCGCUUCAGUCCUCCCUGGCCAGCUGCCUUCUCUCCCUGUCGGACACCUCAUUUGGGUGACCUUAAUUCCUUCUCCCUGGGAACUUGGUUCGACACUAGCCGGUGCCUGGGUCCCUUCGCGCAGUCCUGAAAUGUGCUAUCUCUAGCAGCAGGGCAGAAGUCAGGGCAGCCCCUCGGAAGCAGCCUCCGGGUUCUGGAAGUCAUUUCUUCCUUGCUUCUCUAGUCUCAGGUUCCCCUUCCACCCUACCCCCAGAACAGUCUUAUUUGGACCCCGUUAGUCAGAAAGCAUCUGGUAGCUUGAAUUUCUGACUCGCUUAUGAUAUGUUGUUGGAGUCUUGGUGUAAACAAACUGGCUCUGGCGUUUGUCAGCAUUCUCUAGGUGACUUCCUCCCUUUCGCUGAGGCUUCUUGUUAUUUGCAGCUUUCUUUGGGUUCCGUGUUUAUUGUUGAGAGGAUUCUAAUUUUCUUUUUUAAAUGAAUUUCAUGUUCCAUUAUGGAACUGGUUUUAGACCUGUGGUUGAUCUGGGUCCUUUUUUUUUUUUUUUUUCUACACUCUUGUGUAUUUUUUAAAUGUUCAGUAGCCACAUAAGAUAAAUAUUUCACUUUUGACUUUAAAUAGUUCAGUGUGAGCCAGAACAGUAUGCUACAAAAAAAGAGUUUGUAUGUUCCAGUGUUCCUUAGGUAUGACAUUUUUGCCAUUUAAAUUGUAACUUUUCUCAGUCCUUCAGUGAAUCUACAGAGCUAUUUUCUCAGGAGUCCAGCCAGGCCUUACUUCAGCCAUAAAGUGGGAAGCCAGAAAGUUGCAACGGGCCCUGCCUUCGCCAGCAGGAGUUUUUCUUAUCUUGGUUUAGCUCCCAAUCUCCUCCUUGCCUUGUUUACAAGUGUAUUUUUCAGAACAUAUAUAAUUUAUGUGAAGUCUGGAAGAACACAUUCAAGACCCCAAACAGCCUGGGAAUAAGUCCAGGCUGGCUACAACAAACACAACUCAAGAUGUCUGGUAAAGGGAGCAGCACAGAUGGCAAAACAGACCUUGCGAAUGGAAGCUUAUCCAGCAGUCCAGAGGAAAUGUCUGGGACAGAAGAGGGGAGAGAAACAUCCUCAGGCAUCGAAGUCGAGGCUUCAGACCUAAGCCUGAGCCUAACUGGGGAUGAUGGGGGUGGCCCCAAUCGCACCAGCACAGAAAGCCGAGGCACAGACACAGAGAGCUCAGGGGAGGACAAGGACUCUGAUAGCAUGGAAGAUACUGGCCACUACUCCAUUAAUGAUGAAAACCGAGUACAUGACCGCUCAGAGGAGGAGGAAGAGGAGGAAGAAGAAGAGGAGGAAGAAGAGGAGCAGCAGCCCCGGCGCCGGGUUCAGCGCAAACGGGCCAAUCGUGAACAGGACUCAUCAGAUGAUGAACGAGCUCUUGAGGACUGGGUGGCUUCAGAGACAUCAGCUUUGCCCCGGCCCCGCUGGCAGGCCCUCCCAGCCCUGAGAGAGAGGGAGCUGGGCUCAAGUGCUCGUUUUGUGUAUGAAGCUUGUGGAGCAAGAGUCUUUGUGCAGCGAUUCCGCCUGCAGCAUGGGCUUGAGGGCCAUACUGGUUGUGUCAACACUCUGCACUUUAAUCAGCGUGGCACCUGGCUGGCCAGUGGCAGUGAUGACCUCAAGGUGGUGGUGUGGGAUUGGGUUCGGAGGCGACCUGUAUUGGACUUUGAGAGUGGUCACAAAAGCAAUGUCUUCCAGGCCAAGUUCCUUCCCAACAGUGGUGACUCAACUCUUGCCAUGUGUGCCCGUGAUGGGCAGGUGCGGGUAGCAGAGCUGUCCGCCACACAAUGUUGCAAGAACACCAAGCGUGUUGCCCAACACAAGGGAGCUUCUCAUAAGUUGGCCCUGGAGCCAGACUCUCCUUGUACUUUCCUAUCUGCUGGUGAAGAUGCAGUUGUCUUCACCAUUGACCUCCGGCAAGACCGACCAGCAUCGAAACUGGUGGUGACGAAGGAGAAGGAGAAGAAAGUUGGGCUAUAUACAAUCUACGUGAACCCCGCCAACACUCACCAAUUUGCAGUGGGUGGGCGAGAUCAAUUUGUGAGGAUUUAUGACCAGCGUAAAAUUGAUGAGAAUGAAAAUAAUGGUGUGCUGAAGAAAUUUUGUCCUCAUCACCUGGUAAACAGUGAGUCCAAAGCAAACAUCACCUGUCUUGUGUACAGCCAUGAUGGCACAGAGCUCCUUGCCAGUUACAAUGAUGAGGACAUUUAUCUCUUCAACUCUUCUCACAGCGAUGGUGCCCAGUACAUCAAGAGAUAUAAGGGACAUCGAAAUAAUGCUACAGUGAAAGGCGUCAAUUUCUAUGGCCCUAAGAGCGAAUUUGUGGUGAGCGGCAGCGACUGUGGGCACAUCUUCCUUUGGGAGAAAUCGUCCUGCCAGAUCAUCCAGUUCAUGGAAGGGGACAAGGGAGGCGUGGUGAACUGUCUAGAGCCCCACCCCCACCUGCCUGUGCUGGCUACUAGUGGUCUAGACCAUGAUGUCAAGAUCUGGGCACCUACAGCUGAGGCUUCCACGGAGCUAGCUGGCUUAAAAGAUGUGAUUAAGAAGAACAAACGGGAGCGGGAUGAGGACAGCCUGCACCACACUGACCUGUUUGACAGCCACAUGCUCUGGUUCCUCAUGCACCACCUGAGGCAAAGACGACAUCACCGGCGCUGGCGGGAGCCCGGGGUCGGGGCCACAGAUGGAGACUCAGAUGAGUCCCCCAGCUCCUCAGACACAUCGGACGAGGAGGAGGGCCCAGACCGGGUGCAGUGCAUGCCAUCCUGAGAGCCCUGAACUCCCUCGGGAGGGAUGAGUGGUAGGGAAGGGGAGGCAGCUGGGGCCAGCCUGCCAACCUGCUCUGCUUCUCAGGGGGCAUGAGGCUGCCCCUCUCCUGACCUACCCAAGGCCCUCACAUUCAGCAGCAUUGCACUUUGGACUUUUUGCUUUAGAAAAAGAAAGGCAUCCAAGGGGGAAGGACAGACCGGAGGAGGGAGACAAAGCAUUAAGAUGCACAAGGGGUGGGUGGGGGGUUGAGCCCAGAAAUAUGGUUCGUGGAGAGGUGCACGGGACUCUGCAAAAAUGGCCUCUCCCCAAAUCUUUUCUUUUUCUUAAUUUUUCUUUUCUUUCUUUCUUUCUUUUUUUUUUUUUAAGCCUGUUGUGUUAGUGUGUGUUUUUUGGGGGGUGGGGGUGGGGAGGGCAGUAUUACUUUUUCUCUUCCUUGUUUUUUGGGAGAAGGAGCCAAGGAAUCUUUGGCUGCUCAGUACCAUGAAGCCAGAGUGGGAUGGAGGGAUCACUCCUUCUCUGGUUUAGGUUUUUUGAUUUUUUUUCUUUUCUUUUCUUUUCUUUUCUUUUUUUUUUUUUAAAGCCUGGGAAAGUUGCAUUUUCUCCUCCUCUUCCCUUCACCUCCCAACCCCUCCAAUCCCUGCUUGUUCAGGGUAUUUCCACUCCUGCUAGGACUCCUGCCUCUGAGCCCCAACUAUCCCACUCACCUCUUCCCUUUUUGUCCUCCUUUACAUAUCACAGUGUUUUGCACUUGAUUUUGCCCCCUUCCUUCUCCUUUCAUCUUUCACCUCACCACCUAAAACAGGAUGGCAAAGAGGUGGGGGAGACGGAUGAGGAUGGGGGGGAGGGGGUGUGGAUAGGAAGGAUGUUAACUUUUCUGUUAUUUUUAAGGAAAUGUAUGUUUGGCGGCGGUAAUGUCCCUUUCCCUAUCACUGUUAGAGGCCUAAUUUUAUAUCUAUAAAUAUAUUAAAAAGCAAAUCAAACUUG